Messenger RNA from Protopterus annectens (West African lungfish), 3345 nucleotides. RefSeq names its product lysine demethylase 7A (gene KDM7A). NCBI's taxonomy places the organism in Eukaryota, Metazoa, Chordata, Ceratodontiformes, Protopteridae. Gene Ontology annotation, biological process: regulation of transcription by RNA polymerase II; protein demethylation. Gene Ontology annotation, molecular function: histone demethylase activity; transcription coregulator activity. The transcript has 21 exons. The record is from RefSeq and is a predicted model, not a curated record. The coding region runs from base 1 to 2631 and encodes 876 amino acids.
AUGGCCGGUGCGGUUCCUGUAUAUUGUAUCUGCCGGCAGCCGUACGAUGUCAGCCGGUUUAUGAUCGAAUGUGAUAUCUGUAAGGAUUGGUUUCACGGCAGCUGUGUAAAAGUAGAAGAACAUUAUGCCUUUGACAUUGAUCUGUACCAUUGUCCAAACUGUGCAGUUUUACAUGGACCCUCCCUAAUGAAACAGCAUAGAAAUUGGCACAGGCAUGACUACACCGAACCAGAUGAUGGCACAAAGCCUGUUCAAGCUGGGACAGAAACUUUCAUUAAGCAGUUGCGAGGUCGUUCCUUUCCUAGUGCUGAUGAAGUCGUACUUAAAAUGCAAGGCUGCCAGCUGACUCAGAAGUACUUGGAGAAGAAUGGGUUUGAUGCUCCUAUAAUGGUUCCAAAGUUAGAUGGGCUUGGACUUGUACUGCCACCGUCUGAAUUCUCUGUCAGGGAUGUCGAGAGCUAUGUAGGUGGUGAAAAAAUCAUUGACGUUAUUGAUGUGGCACGGCAGGCAGAUAGCAAAAUGAAACUGUGUGACUUUGUAGAGUACUUCAGAAAUCCUGAUCGGCCAAAAGUAUUAAACGUCAUCAGUUUGGAGUUUUCAGAUACAAAGAUGUCAAAACUGGUCCGUGUUCCAGACAUUGCUAAACAUCUUUCAUGGGUGGAGAACUACUGGCCUGAUGACUCUGUCUUCCCUAAACCAUUUGUUCAGAAGUACUGUUUGAUGGGUGUGAAAGACAGUUAUACCGACUUCCACAUAGACUUUGGGGGCACUUCUGUUUGGUAUCAUGUACUGUGGGGUGAAAAGGUUUUUUACUUAAUCAAACCAUCAUAUGAAAACUUGGCUUUGUAUGAGUCUUGGAGUUCUUCGGUGAAUCAAAGCGAAGUGUUCUUUGGAGACCUGGUAAAGAAAUGCUACAAAUGUGUAGUACGGCCGGGCAACACUCUCUUCAUUCCUACUGGGUGGAUUCAUGGUGUCCUUACUUCACAGGAUUGUAUGGCUUUUGGAGGAAACUUUUUGCACAACUUAAACAUUGGAAUGCAACUCAGGUGUUAUGAAAUGGAGAAACGUCUGAAGACACCAGAUCUUUUCAAGUUCCCUUACUUUGAAGCUAUUUGUUGGUUUGUGGCCAAAAGCCUGCUGGAAACAUUAAAAGAAUUGCGUGAAGAUUGCUGCACACCUCCUUUGUACUUAGUGCUAGGAGUGAAGGCUUUAAUUGAUGCUUUGAAAUGCUGGAUGAAGAAAGAGGUUGUAUCAGAGCAUGCCUUUGAAAUACCAGAUAAUAUUAGACCUGGCCAUCUCAUCAAAGAACUUACAAAAGAGGUUCGCUAUGUGGAGCUAGAGCUGAUAGAAACUCUAGGAGUUUAUUUACAGUAUAAUGUAGUAGCUGUGGAGAGAGAGCUUGUGGAACGAGAGAUUGAGGAGGACUUGUGUGAAUCUCGGCUAAGUGAGAAGUUUAACAAAGAUUUGCAGCCAUCUUCUACAGUGCCUGAAUGGAAAAGCAGGAACAACCAUCUUCGUUUGCUGCUUUCUAAUGGUCGAAUAAUCCGUAGUGAUGAAACAAGGACAUUGGCAGACCGAAGUCUGUUCACUGUUGACAGUGAGGAUGAGGAUGACAGAGCCAGAACACGAAAGAUGAAGGAUGUCAAGGAAGAGCAAGAAAGCUCAGAAUCUGAGUCAGAGGAUACAAUAGAAAUUCAGAAGCCAUUAAACUUGUUUUUUGAAAGUGUGAAAUCAGAACUCAGGAAUGGCACCUCAGAGUAUUCAGAUAUUUCAGACUCUGAUGAUUGCACUAAACAGAAAAGAGAAUUUUCUGAAGAAGAUUCUGAGAGCACAGACGAAGAAAGGGAGGCAACAUCCGACUCGCAAGAAAAAGGAGCAGGGGCACUAAUGGAUUUGUAUCGAGCUAGUCAGAAACUCUUCAAAGCUGAAAGCCCAAGUGACAGUGACCGUCCUACCUCACCAAGCACUGAAGAAGCUAUCCAGGGCAUGCUGUCAAUGGCAAGUUUGCACUGUUCCACGAGUAUACCUAAUCAGAAGCAAAGUACAAACAGAAUGCACUUCCCUUGGCAACUUGAGGAUCUGCCAUGUACUCAAGAGAGAGCGAGAUCCAGAUCUCCUGAAAUUGAGUGUCACACUGAAAGGGAAAUAGUGGAUGAAGAACAGGAGCAAAGCAUCUCUUCGUGGAUUCGAUUCCAGAAUGAUUUAACACCUCAGGUGGGAGUUCAUUUUUCUGUCAUCUCAUCAGUGAAAGUUCAGAAACACAUUGAAAAGUAUGAAUCCUCUAAUUUGAGUGCCAGUGUUCUGGAGGGUACAGCUGUGGAGCAAGGUAGCAACAGGGAUAGUGGGAACUGGAGUGGUUCAGACUGCCACAGCAACAAGUACUGCUUUGAAUCAAGCACAGUUCAAGUUUGCCAGUUGAGUGAUGGCAGCCUUAGUCCAGAGCAGUCCUACAUCGAUACUUCACUGUCUCCGCCACUACAUCCAACCAAGAGACCUGCAUCCAAUCCUCCACCAGUCAGCAACCAGGCAACCAAGGGUAAGCGUCCAAAGAAGGGCAUGGCAACAGCUAAGCAACGUCUUGGGAAAAUCUUGAAGUUAAACCGACACAGACAUGCACGCUUCUUUGUGUAACAGUCCUUUUACAUCUGUUGAAACCAGUAUUGAAACAACACAGCCUGGAGCUGCUGUUUUUGUUUUUUUUUUCAUCUCUUAAGACUUGCACAUACUCUAUGAAGCACUGCCUGAGGAACAAACCCCCAACGUACAUUUUCACUGUGCAACAUGGGCUGAGCAAUAAAGCACCUGGUAGCAGAGUAGCUGUGAGGAGACAUCAGUUUCCAUGUUUGAUUUAAUGAUAAGGUAGUAUUUAAGCUAUCAGAGGAUUACAAUCUUCGGUAAUUUAUUGAGUGAAUUUUUUUCAGUUCAGUGGCAUUGAUUUUUAAUUAUUUAUUUGAAAUGUAAUUAUUUUUUCUGGGUUUUGUAAGUUUGAUUGACAAAUGUGAAGUCUUUAUCCCCCAUGGGAAAUUUUGUAGCAGUGGAGAGCUGCUUUUGAGGGUCACCGGUCUGGGUGUUUGACUUCACACAGGCAUUAAUUAGUCUUAACUGAGAUUUUAAUAUAUAUUAAAAUUGCAGAGCAGUGAAGGUUCAUAAAUACCACUAAAUAUAAAUUUUUUGUAAGUGCGUUUCUUAAUUACAUUUUUAUCUUUAAACUGGUUAGCAGUCAUGUGAGCCUUCUCAUACCAGCCUGUCUGCCUGCACCUUUAUUAUUUGUUCUCUCAUAAUUCAGUAACGCCCUUUCAUUCCAUGGUAUUGUAGUGAAUGCCAAUAUAUUUGAAUUGUAAAUAA